Molecule: messenger RNA, 1314 nt
Organism: Colletotrichum godetiae
Lineage: Eukaryota; Fungi; Ascomycota; Sordariomycetes; Glomerellales; Glomerellaceae
Product: homoserine O-acetyltransferase
Exons: 2
Coding region: 1-1314 (437 amino acids)
Biological process (GO): L-homoserine metabolic process
Molecular function (GO): homoserine O-acetyltransferase activity
Source: RefSeq, a predicted model, not a curated record
AUGGCUCUCUUGCUUGACUCUGAUCCGAAUCCCGACAACUUCUACGCCCGACUCAUCCGAGGCCAACGAUUCGCCGUCAUUCCAAGAUUUCCAUUGGAGUCGGGCGAAGAGCUCUUCAACUGUCCAAUCGCAUACAAAACAUGGGGAAAACUGAACGACCAAUGCGACAAUGCUCUAGUCAUAUGCCACGCUCUGACGGGGAGCAGUGAUGUGAGCGACUGGUGGAGCCCUCUCAUAGGACCCGGGAAGGCCUUUGACCCUCGACACUUUUUUAUUUUUUGUGGCAAUGUCCUAGGCUCCCCCUAUGGAAGUGCGUCUCCUUUGACCAUCAACCCGAGCACUGGUCAGCGAUAUGCCAGCGAGUUCCCCCAGACGACGGUCAGAGACGAUGUUGGAGCACACAAGACGGUACUUGACGCCCUUGGUGUCAAGUCAGUAGCAGCCGUCGUUGGAGGCUCUAUGGGUGGCAUGACAACCCUCGAAUGGCCUCUCUGCACACAACCAGGAUUUGUGCGAAACGUAGUUCCUAUUGCCACGGCUGCUGAUCACUCUUCCUGGGGCAUAUCUUGGGCCGAAACCCAACGACAGUGCAUCUACUCCGAUCCAAAGUUUGACGACGGAUACUACGAGCCGACACCAGAUGGCCAGCCCUCGGCAGGACUUUCUGCAGCUCGGAUGAUUGCCAUGCUGACAUAUCGUUCUUGUACGAGUUUCGACAGUCGCUUCGGAAGAAAACCGCCACGAAAUUCUCAGAUACCUCAAGAACCACCUUUAGAUCUUCCGAGGACAGACGCAUCGAUCAUUGAAUCGCCGAGGUCCAAGAGAGACAGCGGCCCGCAGCGGAAACAAAAUCCAUCAUUUUCGGCCCAGGGAUACCUACACUAUCAAGGACAGAAGUUUAUCAACAGAUUUGAUGCCAAUUGUUAUUUACACAUCACCAAUAAGAUGGACAGCCACGAUGUCGCCCAUGGUCGGACGCAAAUAUUCGGCGACGAAGGUCUGGCAGAGGUCUUGUCCCAAGUACCGCCAGGAGCCUUGGUCGUUGGCGUGGAGACCGAUGCGCUAUUCCUCCCGGAGCAACAACAGCGGCUUGCCGCUAACCUACCCAGUGCAUCAUUACAUGUUCUUAACUCAUCUGAUGGACAUGACGGUUUUUUGCUCGAGUUCGAGCAACUCGAUACCGUGAUCCAAGCCCAGCUGAGAUCUCGAUUGCCGAGUCUCUAUGCCAUGAUACAUGAGUCAGAUGGAUCGGCGGAACUUUCUAUAAUGGAUGAAGCUGGGGAAAGCUUGACGGGAGAAGUCGAGGAUUGGUAG